CCUGCCCAUUGCUAUACAUUCAUGGACACAGCCAAGUAGCCGUAGAGCUGUAGCAGCGUUCGUUUCGUCCUAUCUCACACACGUCAUGUCGCCUCUCGCACCGCCAGCAACAACGAAGAGAACGCGCCGGUCUCACAGGCGAUCUCGCAAUGGCUGCGCAGAGUGUAAACGUCGCCAUAUUCGCUGCGACGAGCGCAAGCCCGUAUGCGCCAAUUGCGAGAAUGCAGAGCGGCCAUGCUGCUUCCCUGCACUCGAGGCGGCGGUCGAUGCAGACAGCAAUGAGUCACGACAAACGUCGAGAUCGCAAACGACAGAAAGCACAAACAUCAUUCCAACUAUCAACAGCACCACCAACAACUCUUACAAUGCUAUAUGGUCCGCUGCCCCAAGUCUCGCCUUUAAUGCCCAACACAUGGCACUACUUCACCACGCGUCCUCCGUCCCAAGUUUUCAGGGACCGAAUCGUCCCGCGCUAGACAUUGCCGUGCGCCGCGCCGUCGACUGUCCGUAUCUACUAGACCAAGUACUCGCCCUGACUGCCUUUGACUUGAUACACAACGCCGACGCCGGAGCGUCGCUCAAUCUCCGACGCCUCGCGACAGAGCUACAAACCAGAGCCCUUGCAUCCUUUACCAGCCUCUCAGAUGCCCUCGCAGUAGAUGAUACCGCCACAGCUGUCCCGCGCUUUCUCUUCUCAGGCAUCCUAGGCCGACAUAUGCUCGCCGACACGUUGAUAUACGGCCAGACCGACUUCCGCGGCUUCAUGGACAGCUUGAUCAACUGCCUGAACCUGAACCGCGGCAUCACGACUGUGACGCCUCCUGCGAGAUACUACUUGCGUGAGUCAGAGAUUGGGCCGAUGAUCAACGUUUUUGUCGAUGCUGAGAUGGAGAUCAGCUCAGAGCCGCCAGGGAGUGAGUGCGAUCCUCUAUGCUCUAUAGUGGACGGCGCAGGCUUUGACCAGAAAACCACCCAGAUAUACCGCCAGGCUGUGGGUUGUUUGCAACGCUCCUUUGACUUUUGCCGACACCUAGGCGAAGAGCAGUAUCCUCAGGUGGCGGCUGUCUUUGCUGUUGGCGUAGAUGCUGGCUUUGUGGACGAGCUACGCAAGUGUCGGCCCGAGGCGCUUGCCGUCUUGGCCUACUUUGGCGUGCUAUUGUCGCGGUGUCAGCGCUUUUGGGCAUUUUGCGAUGCUGCCCCGAAGAUGGUUCGCGCCAUUGCGAAGUAUCUCGGGGAGUAUUGGAAGGAUGUGCUCUCGUGGCCCCUCCAAGCUGUCGAGGCCGCCUGAUAUAUUCCUACUCCUAGACCACCUCGCCAGCAAAACAUGAUGAAUAAUGAAUGAGAAUAAAAUCUAUUUAGUCGACUUCAAUCCACUAUAAUCCGGGUUCAAGUCUUCCAUCUACACCAUUCGUGCUUGUUACUGGCUGCCCCACGCGCCUUUGACAGUUCGGCUGAUCUUGAAGCCACCCGGAACCCGGUGCUGGAAAAAGCCAUGGGGAUCAAACUUGUGCGCAACCUUGCGAAUGUGCUCCGUAUUGUUCACGCCAUAGCUACUCAGAGGAUCCUGCGAGGCGUCUGCGUAGGGCAGAUACACAAAGCGAUCGAGGGCCCCAAUUGAAGCAGCAUACGCCUUGAUUCGCUGGUUGGCAGCAGCAGCAAGCUGGUAGAUCCGAGCGACGUCCCUCUUGCUGUGCUGUCCCUCGAAGAGAAUAGCUCCGAAAGCCGCGAGGAUCCUGCUGCGAUUGCAAGUAUCGAGUCCUAGCAUGUUGCCACCCUUGUGUGCGCCAUAGGUUGCAGCGUUGGUGGAAAUUGGCUGCAGGUCAAAGAUUGUACUAAAGUUACUUGCGUCCACUGCCUUUGCAAUGUCCUGCACAAAGCGGUCAUACUGGCUUACGAUAUACUUUAGCACUUUAGCCUCGUUGAUAACGGUUAUAGGCCCGGCACCGACAGUCCUAAUAUUAUCCAGUUAGCAUUGUCCAUAAACCACAGAUUUGCAUUGGACAAGGUACUUACAGCAUGUCGUCAGUCAGCGCAGAGCUAUGCGAGGAGGCAGCGAGCGUCAUGGACUUUGGCUCGACGGAUUCCCGCACCGUGGGAAUACGGUUUACCGUAUCAAAUGCCUCCGUACUAGCGUUGUUGGCUGUGUUGACCUCCGUGAUAGUAAUCGUAGUGGCGUUAGCUGCAGGAUUAUAGUUGAACGCAGUCAGCAGGUAGUUAUCCGCAAAUGACGCAUCUCGGUCUGUGAACUCCACAAUCGCAUCGAUCACUUCGUCCACAUGAUCCAUACUGACGGUUCUCGUCGCCUUGAUUACAUUCACCGCUGGGAACGCCUCGAUAUCGAACCUUGUAACGAUGCCAAAGUUGGCGCCGCCACCCUUCAGUGCGCGCCACAGGUCCGAGUGGGACGACCGGUUCGCUUGGAUGAUGGACCCGUCUGCCAGUACGACCUCGUAGUUGACGACGCUGUCGCACGCAAAUCCUCUCUUAGGGGUAUACCACGAGACCCCGCCGCCUAGGAUGAGACCACCGACACCCACAACGCCCUCGCGGCCUCCGACAACACUGACACCGUGCUGGAGCAGGUCGCCGUAGACUUGGCCCCAGCGGGCGCCUGUGCCGAUACUCGCAAUGUUAGUUGUCGCGUCGUAGGUUGAGGUGUUGAGCAUCGUCAGGUCAAUGGUGACGCCAGUGUCGAUGUUAUUGCAGUUGUGUGUGCCGUGGCCACCACUGCGCAACGCAAUGUGCCAGUCGCCUGCGCCGCCGCCGGCCUUGUUAAGAAUCGAGAGGGUACGCGAGACUUCCUCCGUUGAGCUAGGCUGUACGAAGCAGAAGGGGCUCUUGCGAGUCGAGGGUGCCCAUGAGCCGUUGACGAGGCUGGGAUACUGAGCAUGCUCCGUAAAGAAUCGACGAAGAAGUAUACAUACUGGGGGAUAUCCAGAUGUAAUGUUUGCAGCGGUUUGAGCGUGAGCGCCAGUGGGUUGCAGCAAGAGGAGCAGCGUAGCAGCGAAGUGAAGAUUGAGGGCCAUGGCUUUAAAAGAGGGAGGUGUAGAAUGGAGUACUGUGACGUGUGUCUGUCUUUUUUCUGAUAAUAGUUAUUUUGGAUAGCAAUGAGCCG
Messenger RNA from [Torrubiella] hemipterigena, 3115 nucleotides. The record is from the annotation of a GenBank genome assembly. Lineage: Eukaryota; Fungi; Ascomycota; Sordariomycetes; Hypocreales; Clavicipitaceae.